AUUUGGAUUUUGCGGGAAGAGUUCAAAUCUGGCGCUCCAUCAAUAAAUGAGAACCUCCCCCCGGGAGAUUACUAUAUUUUCGUAGCACUUUCCAUCGCACCACCGACCACGACGAGCCAUGGCCAGCAGCCUCCUGAGCAAAGUGUCCAUCGCCGUGGUGGCCUGCGCGCGCCGCUUCACGCGCCGGCUCCGGCGGGGCGGCAGCUCCUGCCUCGGUAGGCAGCUCGUGGCGGCUGACGGCGGUGGCGCUGCCGGCGAUCGCGGGGACGGCGGCGGCGGCGGGCGAGAGCAGGGCGCCCUGUGGCGGCGGGCGAUCCUGAUGGGGCAGCGGUGCGAGCCGCUCGACUUCCCCGGCGCCAUCCACUACGACAGCUCCGGCCGGCGGGUCGAGUCGCCCCGCUGCGGCAGCAGGAAGGCGGCGGCGGGCGCGCUGUUCUGCCGCUCGUCGGAUGCCGUCGACGAGGCUGUCACGGCGGCCAAGAAAGCCAGCUAAGCCUAGCUGGCUACCCAUCAAUGCUCCCGAUUUGCUGAUGCCAUGCAUGUUGUAGCCGUUGUGCCAUUCUUGAUCGGCCGAUCCUCGGCAUGCAUGGUUGUGGUUCUUGUGUAAAUUCCUUUGGCAUUUUUCGUAAUGCCGUAGUUUGAACUGUACAUAGUAAGCCAAUUCUUCAUCGAGGAAAAGAAUUACACAAGACGUUAUCAUGCUAAUUCAUAGGUCAUGAUAUU
Panicum hallii is the source of this 723-nucleotide messenger RNA. RefSeq lists its product as uncharacterized. Lineage: Eukaryota; Viridiplantae; Streptophyta; Magnoliopsida; Poales; Poaceae. The transcript has a single exon. The record is from RefSeq and is a predicted model, not a curated record. The coding region runs from base 119 to 493 and encodes 124 amino acids.